Molecule: messenger RNA, 3433 nt
Organism: Solenopsis invicta (red fire ant)
Lineage: Eukaryota; Metazoa; Arthropoda; Insecta; Hymenoptera; Formicidae
Gene: Setd3
Product: actin-histidine N-methyltransferase
Exons: 7
Coding region: 717-2174 (485 amino acids)
Biological process (GO): peptidyl-lysine monomethylation; peptidyl-lysine dimethylation; positive regulation of transcription by RNA polymerase II
Molecular function (GO): histone H3K4 methyltransferase activity; protein binding; protein-L-histidine N-tele-methyltransferase activity
Source: RefSeq, a predicted model, not a curated record
AAUAUAUACACUUUUAUAUUUAUGUAGCAUAUGCAAUUCACACAUGACAAACUAAACGAAACACAUCACGAAAUUUUAUACAUAUAUAUAUAUAUGACAUGAAAAUUCACUAAUGCGUAUAACGUUCCAUUUUUAUUUAUGAGUCAAUGUAUUAUUAAAAAUAGAAAUUUGAACGAACAUAUUAAAGUCACAAAACAUGGAAAAAACAGUGUUUAGAAAUUGCAUAAUCGAAUUAAUCUUUCGCAAGUAUGUACAUCGAUUAAAUUUAUUGUUGUAGAAUAAUGAAUUUUUCACGUGAACGAGUACACGCCGGCUUCGAGAUUUGCGUUGUCCCCGACCGGUGGCGACGGUGCGUAUCCCGAGUGUGCGAUUUGGAUGGAUUUGGCGAAUGAUCGAGGGCGAUCCAGGCGUCGGGACUUAGCAAAAGUAGGUGACCUCGGGCAGAAAUCGGAAAAUCAAUAGAGUGCGGCGCGUGACCAACGAGCCGACGGGAGCUGUGGCACGCGGGGACCGCACUCGCGCAUCUUUGAGGUUAUGUCGUGCGUACAUUACGACAUUCGAACCCGCGUCGCUCGCAGGCCGCCCGUACCGUUCUAUUUUCGUUACGGCGAAAAUUGUUUAUUCUCGCUGGUGGUCGUGGGCGCCGCGCGUUACGCACUAUAAUGCAUCUGAAUGCGAAGGGGAGCCACGAGAGCGCCGUGAGAUAGUAGACAAAAAUGGGCAGAAAGAAGGCUCAUACUACGUCCAGGGGUAAACAACCGGGCCCGUCACCGCAACAGAAGCACAUAUCCGCGGCGAAGAGGAAUGAGAUCAAUGCCUUGUGCGAGAAACUCUUUCAUCUGAGCAGCAAUCCAGCGUACGUGACGCAGUCAUGGAACAACUACUUGGAUAUAUCGCAAGUUCUGCUGAAGGUUAAACGCCUAGAGGAAAUGAAGACGGAAUCGUCCCAGCGAUCCCAGGGGAUUGGACAAUUCAUAAAUUGGCUGACGGAAAAUGGGGCGCGGGUGGACGGCUUGAGUAUUGCCGAGUUUCCAGGAUUCGAUUUGGGACUGAAGGCAGAGACCGAUUUUACUGAGAACCAGUUGAUCUUGGAGAUACCCAGGGCACUCAUCUUCAGCACAUAUACAGCAGCAUCGGAAUUGAUCGUUCUGCAAAAUGAUCCACUUGUACAGCAUAUGCCACAAGUGGCAUUGGCUGUAGCGCUUCUCAUAGAGAAAUAUAAGGAGAACUCCACAUGGAAGCCUUACUUGGAUAUGCUUCCAAGCAAUUAUAAUACAGUUUUAUACAUGAAGACUAAUGAUAUGAUUGAGCUGAAAGGCAGUCCUACAUUAGAGGCUGCAUUGAAGCAAUGUCGAAACAUCGCGAGGCAGUAUUCCUACUUUAACAAAGUGUUUCAAAAUACCAACAACGCCGUCUCGAUGAUACUUAAAGAUGUUUUCACUUACGAAAGAUAUUGCUGGGCCGUGUCUACGGUGAUGACCAGGCAGAACUUGAUCCCGAGUCCAGAUGGUUCGCGUAUGAUACACGCUUUAAUCCCGAUGUGGGAUAUGUGCAAUCACGAGAACGGAAGGAUUACGACGGAUUUCAACGCGACCUCGGAUCGCUGCGAGUGUUACGCGCUGAGGGACUUUAAGAAAGGGGAGCAGGUAUUCAUAAGUUACGGCCCGAGGACGAAUUCCGAUUUCUUCGUGCACUCGGGCUUCGUCUGCAUGGAUAACGAGCACGAUGGCUUUAAGCUUCGUCUUGGUAUUAGCAAAGCGGAUUCCCUUCAAAAGGAGCGAAUAGAACUGUUGAGCAAACUGGAUUUGCCGUCAGUGGGAGAAUUUUUACUGAAACCCGGUAUGGAGCCCAUCUCCGAUACUCUAUUGGCCUUCUUGCGAGUGUUCAGUAUGCGAAAAGCUGAGCUCACGCAUUGGCUGCGCUCGGACAAGGUCUUCGACCUCAAGCACGUGGACUGUGCGUUGGAGACGGUUGUCGAGGAGAAUGUCAGAAAAUUUUUACUGACCAGACUGCAGCUUUUAAUCGCUAAUUAUCCGACAACACUGAAGGAGGAUCUGGACUUAUUGGAGACCACGUUACCACAGAUGAAAAAAAUGGCGGUUCAACUGAGAGUUACGGAAAAGAGAAUUCUUUCGGGCGCACUCGAAUACGUGGAGCAAUGGAUAAAGGCUUGAAACGAUCGGCUGUGCUUUUAACAAGGGUAUCGAACACACACACACACAUACACACACUUAUACUUACGAUUAAAAGCAUCUCGAGAUAAACCAACUUUAUUUUUACAAUAUUUCGAAUGACGAUUUCAAAUAUAAAAGUAAAAUAUAUAAGUGGACGAAUAAUAUAUGUAAUAAAGCGUAUAUUUAUCAUCUGUUACAUAUACAAAUUCUUCAUGGUCGAUGUGUGCGCGUGUACUAAUUAUAGGAAAAAAAACGCAUUGUAAAGUGUACUGAGAAUUAUAUGAAUGAGCGACGAUUAUAUAUGAAUGUCUACGUGAUAUAUAAUGUAAUUGUAUAAUAAUUGUGUAUUCAGCGAACAUCUUAAUUCUUGUUUUCGUAGAAUGGAGAUUUUCAAGCUUCUUCGUAUUUUUAUUCCUUUUAAAAUUGCUUUAAAUGCUGAUCGUUAGAGAGAAUGAGAAAGAAUGAUUCUGAUUUAUGACUACGAGAUUAACAUUUUACUUGUUCUGCUUUGAUAUGUAAUAUAAGAAAAAAUAAUAUUCAUAAAAAAGAGAAUAUUGUUAAUGAACAUUUAUUUUUCAGAACGAAUACAUAACAGAGUUGAAAUUCUUGAUGUGAAACUAUAAUAGCGUAGGCCUAUAACAUUAGAUUUUUACAUACGUCGCAAAAUAUUUCCUGACGCACGAGUGAAUUUGAACGACCCGCGUAAACACCGCGAGGUGUUUUCGAAAGUUUAUCAUGCGUUAUAAAUGCUAUCGUGUGAUUCUCACGUUUCUGUAUAAAUUGUUGCGCGAGAACGGUACUGAGACUGGCGUCUCAGGCGCUGAUUUCUGAUCUGACGCUGAGAUCUCUAUACCAGAUUUCAUGUAUCGAAAUUUAAUUAAAAUUAAUGAAGCUAAUUUUAAUGAGACGCUAUGAUCAGGCUACAGCAGGACUGAUAGCUCGGAAUAUCGCUUUUUUAAAUAUAUCUCAAUAUAGGAAUAAUUAAAAGAAUGUUACAUAAACAUUCACAAUUAUUUGACAUAUACAUAACAUACAUGAAUGAGAUUUAAACCUAUGAUGUAUAUUAUACCUUUACAGAAAAUUCAUUGCAUCUGCGAUGCAAUUUUCGAACGGGUAGUCCGCAUAAAAGUGAGCGCCAUGUGUGUGAUAACGGAAUGUAUUUAUAUUACAAAUUUAAUUCUGUAUUUAGAGUCAGUAGAGAGACUUGUAUCAUUUGAAAAAUUUAGGAACACAGAACUGAAAAUAAAACAUAAACGAAA